AUAAUUUAUGCUUGGAUGCUACUGUUCUUGAUAAGAAGUCUUGUGGACAGAAAUAUACUGUUUGCAUGUUUCUAUAACACUGAUUACUUUUACUUGCAGCUUGGAAAUAACGGAUCAGAUUUUACUGAGGAAGAACUUGAUACACACACAAUAUCCGCUUGGAAAGAGGGAAAAUCAUAUCUGAAUAGGCAAAUAGAUGGACAUGUCCGGGCUCUACCUAGACAUCUCAUACAUGCUGGGCCAUAUGACAACUUGAAAGAGGUUGCUUUGAGAAUAUUGCAGAAUGAGGUGGCUACAGUUCCCAUUAUCCAUUCAUCAUCAGAAGAUGGCUCAUUUCCUCAAUUACUGCAUCUUGCCUCACUCUCUGGAAUACUGAAAUGUAUUUGCAGGUACUUUAGACAUUGUUCUGGCACCUUACCCAUGCUCCAACUACCGAUUGGUGCAAUACCAGUGGGUUCAUGGGUUCCAAGUAUUGGAGAGCCUAGCGGGCGCCCGUUGGCCAUGUUGAGACCAAGUGCUUCUCUUAGUUCAGCUUUAAACUUGUUAAUUCAAGCUCAAGUAAGUUCAAUACCAAUAGUUGAUGAGAAUGACUCGUUAAUAGACAUAUAUUGUCGGAGUGACAUAACAGCUUUGGCGAAGGACAAAAUUUAUACUCAUAUUAAUCUUAAUGAAAUGACUAUUAAUCAGGCUUUGCAAUUGGGACAGGAUGUCUAUUCUUCUUAUGAUCUGAGAAGUCAAAGAUGUCAGAUGUGUUUGCGCUCUGAUACAUUGCAUAAAGUGAUGGAGCGAUUGGCAAACCCUGGUGUUAGGCGUCUUGUCAUUGUGGAGGCUGGCAGUAAACGUGUGGAAGGCAUUGUGACACUGAGUGACAUUUUCAGAUUUCUACUUGGCUAGUUUGAAGCGGUAAGUUGUUAAUGGAAAGGGAUGUAUGGAGUGGUUUUGGACAACCUCCACACAUGUUAUUGCAGUAUCUAAAGCCCUGUGCCAAUGUUACUCCAGCACUUUCCAUGGUCAUAUGACCCAGUGAUUUGAAACCUACAUUGGAUUAUUUGAAAUCUCAAGCCUGCUUGGCCACCUGUUUUAGAGUUUUAGGCUGAAAAGAAAGGGCUAAUUCCCAAAUUUGUUAAUUUCCUCCCUUCCAUGUAUUACGAAUUACUUCAAGCUGUCGUAGAUUCCAUGUAUAUGAGGAGCAUGGUAUCUGUUAUGUACUAUGCUGCCACUAACUGAGAAAGGAGAUGGGGAGGAGGUGAAUGCUUGUUGUCUGCUACUGCUUCAUUGAGCUGUGAUUCCUCAGGAAAAUCUGGUAAAGAUGGCAUUUGAUUCAUGUUGUUUCGUUAUUCUAGUAAAUACAUGCAAGAGAAAAUCUAUUCAAGUUAAAUGGCAUUAUUGUACCUGAGUCAGCAGAUGGAGAACCCUUGAUUGAGAAUGACCAUCCUAGAAAAUCUGAUAA
This is a messenger RNA of Populus euphratica (Euphrates poplar), 1450 nucleotides long. RefSeq names its product sucrose nonfermenting 4-like protein. The transcript has 7 exons. Bases 16 to 894 code for a protein of 292 amino acids. Lineage: Eukaryota; Viridiplantae; Streptophyta; Magnoliopsida; Malpighiales; Salicaceae. The record is from RefSeq and is a predicted model, not a curated record.